Messenger RNA from Strigops habroptila (Kakapo), 1572 nucleotides. Its product is annotated as zinc finger protein 366-like. Gene Ontology annotation, cellular component: nucleus. NCBI's taxonomy places the organism in Eukaryota, Metazoa, Chordata, Aves, Psittaciformes, Psittacidae. The record is from RefSeq and is a predicted model, not a curated record.
AUGAUGAAGAAUGAAGAAACGAGUUUUAAUGUGGACAGCCCACAAGCUUCUCCCUUUUCCUGCUGCCUGCAGCCACUGAGCCCUGUUACAAAGCCACACACAAUGACUCCAUUUGAUGAAGAAUUCAGACCACACCUCUCACAUUUCCACUAUGGCCCUCCUCCUCUUGGAGACAUGGAAACUUUCCAGGGGUCCUUGGAAGGAGGGUCUCAAAAAUGCAAGAGCAUGCCAACAAAAAUGCCACCUCCUAUCAUUCUUGAGGGUUCCUCAUCACCAGCAGACAGACCUGAAAAUCACAAUGAUAUAGGCUCUUCCAGUCUCCCCUUGGUUUUUCAGCAGCCAGCACAGCCCAAAUACAGUUCCCAGAUGAUCGACCUCUGCAACUUGGGUUUUCAGUUCUACAGAACUCUGGAGCAUUUUGGAGCCAAGCCCAUUAAGCAAGAACCAGCGAUGCCUAAUAUGGCAAGCCCAGUAGCCCAGCAGCCCAGCAGCCCAGCAUUCAUGCAGGUUCCUUACCCUUAUUAUCCUAAAGUCCAUCCUGGCUUAAUGUUUCCUUUUACUGAGGCCCAAAAUUUUCAUUUCAGGAACCCAUUUCAAAUGAAAAGGCCUCCAGAGGCACCCUUCAGGAGGGCUGAAGUAAGAGGAAGUGGUGAAAAUAAACAGAAAGUGGAAAGAGUAGAUGUCAACCUUCAGAUAGACAACAGCUACUAUGUCAAUGUGGGGGGUGAACAGAAACACUGGCAAUGUCCCAUGUGUGCGAAGUCCUAUACAUCCAAGUACAAUUUGGUCACCCAUAUCUUGGAGCAUAGUGGCAUAAAGCCACAUGCUUGCAUCCAAUGUGGCAAACUUUUCAAGCAGCUGAGCCACUUGCACACACAUAUGUUGACACACCAGGGCACUAGGCCACAUAAGUGCCAGGUGUGUCACAAGGCUUUCACUCUGUCCUGGCUGUGUGGAAAGGAAUUUAACAGAAUGCACAAUUUAAUGGGACGCAUGCACUUGCACUCAGACAGUAAGCCUUUCAAGUGCCUCUACUGUCCCAGCAAAUUCACUUUGAAGGGGAACCUAACCAGGCACGUGAAAGUCAAACACAGCAUCAUGGAAAGAGGAUUUAAUUCUCAAGUUUUUGGAAGAAGAAAAAUUUCUCUGUCCCAGAAAAAUGUCUGGAGAAGCUUGGAACAGGAAGAACCCUUUGAUCUUUCCCAGAAAAGCCAAGGGAAGGGAAUUUCAUUUAAUUUGAAUGGCAGGAGUGCCAAGGGAAGCUCAUGCCAGGAAGAAGGGGAAGACAACGCUAUGUAUGAGACAGAGCAUUACAGCCCUGGCAUGUGCCAUCAUGACAACAACAAGCUGUAUGAUGUGGCUCAAGAUCUGUCUGGCAAGCCUGAGUGUGCAAUGAAGGACUGCAUUGAGAAGGAAGAAAUGCUAUGUGAGGGAGGACUGGAGAAGAGAAUAGGAAAUUCAGACAAACAGGAUAGCCAAGAAGAGAGAGAUCUUGCAAACGACAAAGAACACCUCAGCUUUAGAUCCUUUGAAGAAGUCAGACUUAGCCGUUCUCUCUCUGAUUAUUUGUAG